Messenger RNA from Pocillopora meandrina, 1002 nucleotides. The record is from the annotation of a GenBank genome assembly. NCBI's taxonomy places the organism in Eukaryota, Metazoa, Cnidaria, Anthozoa, Scleractinia, Pocilloporidae.
AUGUGCACGAUUCGGUUGACAUCAAUUUUUUUCGUCGAUUGGGAGACCACAAGCAAAGAUUUCGUGAAAGGGAUAAAGUUCACUUCGACGCAACGAGAUAUAAAAGUUCACUUGUUUUACAACAAGAAAACACCGAAAAAUGAGCUUCCUGGAGAUUCGGAGUGGAUUGUAAAACAUCCUACGCUUACAUCUUCCGCCGAGGCGUCUUGGACGGCGCUUUUAACGUACGUGCUGCAUUUUUACACGCACACGGCGUGCAACUGUACAAACAACCACUGUAGACUUUGGCCUAAGCGCCAUGUUCAUACAAAGUACAGGGCUCAUAUUGUAUGCGGAGACGAAGCCAGGUACGAAGAAUUGCAAGCCAUUUUGAAAUUCAAUAAAAUUCCUGUAAAAAUAAUCGACGUUGGGGAGCGUACCCUUCUCGACUUGUUUCAAUAUUCUUGCAACCACUGCAAAAUUAUUUUCAAAACUAAGAAAGAAGCUGAUGCCCAUGACCAGAUCAAGCACAAUUUUCUGUGCACGAAUUUGAGAUGCGAAAAAAGCAAGCGAACGAACGGCUUCUUUGCAAGGAAGGAAUUGGAAGAUCAUCUUGCGCGCCAGCGGAGCUGCGAAUUCUGCCCAGAUAAGAUAUUCUGCUCGACUAAAAAACUUGAAGAACACAUGGGAAAAACUCAUAGAAAAUGCGACUGCAGCUGUGAGGAGUACUACGAAACGAGAGAUGAAUAUCUUGAGCAUUUUUACAGUAAUUUGCCUCUGCCGUGUCUCGAAGAGCCGAGUUGUUCCGAGCGCUUUCCGAACAUUGAGUUUCAAGCUUUCCACCACAAGUCAGUCCACGGGGCAACCUAUCCGUACUAUUGUAUGGCCUGCUAUAAAAAGAAGUACUUGGUCUGUCUCAAAACCGCUGAAGAAUUAUUGAAUCACGUGGAGGAAGAAAAACAUUGUGAUGAAGAAUUUUCUUUUGCGCAAAUUCCUCUCCAUAUUGCAUUGGGAGAAAACUGA